AUGGAAAUUCCGUUGAGAAGCGAUAAAUGGAUUCUUGAAUGGAUUAAUGGACAACCGUUCGAGAAGUGUACUCAUGAAACCGGAAGUAUUCCUGCUGACAGCAGUAGCAAACAAAAUAUAAGAGCUUCUGAUAUUACAACAUGUGAUGAUGAUGGCAAUGAAACACUGUCAUAUGAUGAUGGAUAUGAGGAAAACGAGUUGAAUUGGCUGAGAGCUAUCACUAACAGACAGAAAGCAAAAAUUCAAGAACUUAACGAAGGGAAAAAAAUGUUAUCCAUCGAACUUGCCCAACUCAAAGAUACCAUAUUAAACGAAAAGCUACUAGAAGAUUUGAAUAAUUUUAAACGAGAAUAUGUAUUUUUGCUACAAAGCUGUAUUAAAAUUUCACUUGAUGAACAACAGGCUGUUGAUGUCCUUCAGGCUAAACUACUCGGUAGCCAUAUUCAUAAAAAGCGUGUGAUAAGUUUGUUAAAUGAAGCGCGAGCAAUUGAUCCAACAUUACCAACUUUUGAAAGUUUAACAUUAUUUGGAAAUUAUUUGGACAUCUUUGGAUUUCAACGAUCAUUUGACGAUGAAGAAUUAGCAUUGCAUUAUAUUUGCACGCAAUUGUACGCGCUCUAUUUGGAAUGCACACCUGCGCAAUUGCAACACCGAAUUGCGUGGAAACGAUACUUACGUGAUUGCAAUUAUCAACUUUGCAACAAGAGUGAAGUACGUAUGCUUAUUCGAACUGGCAUACCCGGCGAUUUAAGGCCAAACAUUUGGAAAUUACUCAUUCAUCAACAGGUUGCUGAUAUUAAGAAAAAAUUUGGUAAAUAUUAUUUUUGUGAUUUAUGCAAUAUGCGUGGAUCACUCGAUGAAACAGAGUACAGAGAUAGUCAUCAAAAACAAAUAACGUUGGAUUUAUUGCGUACAUUACCUGGCAAUAUACAUUUCAUGUCACCAACUUGUAAAGGAAUUCAACAAUUAGAGCAAGUACUCCGUGCUUUCUGUUUUCAUAAUCCGGUAAUCGGUUACUGUCAGGGAAUGAAUUUCAUUGCUGGAACAGCGAUGCUUUUCCUUGGUGUCGAAGAUACAUUUUGGUUUUUGGUUGCGGUUACUGAAAAAUACUUCCAUAAGUCAUAUUUUGAUUAUGCAUUAACCGGAGCACAAGCUGAUCAGGAAGUACUGAAAGAAUUGGUUGCAAGAAGAUUACCUCGAUUAGCUGCUCAUUUGGAUCAAUGUGGUAUCGAUUUAGCUACGGUAACGCUGAAUUGGUUUUUGGCAAUAUUUUAUGAUGCUGUACCUUUUCAGACAAUGAUUCGAAUUUGGGAUUGUUUCCUUUUGGAUGGUACAAAAGUGCUCUUUCGAUUUGCGCUUGCAAUUUUAUCCAUUCAUGAAAAGGAGGUACUUCAGCGAAGUGAUACCAUAUCAGUUAUCAAAAUUCUCAAAGCAUCCGUUCGUCUAACGUAUGAUUACGAAGGAUUACUCAACUUGGCAUUCGACAGUAUGCAACCAUUUCCAUCACGCUCUGAAAUUGAACAUAAACAAAAAUGGUACUUAAAUUUACUACGAGAACGAUUAAAUCGUAAAGAACAAUUACGGAAAGUGUUUACAUCAUUAUCAUUGGAAAGAUCUCGAUUUCCAUCGAUUGAAGUUGUAACAUUUAGCAUGGAUCGGGAAGGUACAGGUUACAUUUGUGCAGGUCAUCAAACGAAAGGUAUUAUUGUUCGUUUUAGUCUUAAUAGUAAAAUUUCAACUAUGGAAAAACUUGAUACUGAAUUUGAUUGUAAAAUUUUUUCAAUGGUAUUAAGAAAAGGUGAAAUUGCAUAUGUUUCAUUAUUAUCUCGUUACAUUGUUGCAUUGCAAAUUAAAGAUAUGAAAAGUGAAAUAUUGUGGGAAUUGAAAAUAUCCGAUAUUGCGCUUAAAUUAUUAUACAAAGAUGGACUUUUGUAUGCAGCACUUGCCAACGGUGUACUUACCAUUUUUGAGAAUGUGAACGAAAUCGUACCGAAUGUCAUCGAAAUGCUUAAUUUACCGAUCAGCACAGCGCCGAUUACAGAAAUGAGUGUUGUUGAUGAUACAUUAUGGCUUGCAACUGCAUGUAAAGUAACAAUUAUUUGUACCAAAUCGCUAACAACAUUUCGGAAAAUUUACGUUGCCUCGACGGUAUCUGUUCAUGGCUCACCAAUGUUUGAAAAAAUUCGCUGUAUGUGUCCAUCAUCGUACGGAGUUUGGAUUGCGACAGCGCAUUCGCAAGUGUUACAACUUUGGAAGGACAAUGAAUGCAUUCUAAUUUUAGACUUAGGAAAAGAGCAGUAUAGCAACGCACCUCAACGACCCACAGAAAUAACAUCGGUGAUGUGUGUUCGAGAACAGGUAUGGAUUGGUACCUUAGAUGGAUACCUGUUAAUAUAUCAUAUCAUUCCACAGCAUUAUCAGCAAACAACAACCAGUGCAACACAUUCUAAUAGCCUAUCCAAAUUUAGCAACAGUUAUGUGUCAAAGAUCGAGAAAGCAACACAUCCCGCAAUAUUUCUUCCCAGUAAAAAUGAGGUACGGUACGAUGAAUCAGUAAGCGAAAAUGCAUGUCGUUUCACUUCCAAUAUUCCGCGCAAAACAUCUGUUAAAAUUGACUGGAACUCUCGGAAGUAUAACGUUUUUUGGAAACAAUUUGAAGAAUCGAUGCCUGCAGAGAAGGAGCUGAAAUCGCAUACAAUCGAUCAAAAGCCGACGAUAACGAUCAAUUCGCCCUUAAAUUCUUCGUCUGAUUCAAUUUACAAUGAGCCUCUAUCAAAAGUUCCGGUACGAAGGCGUUUGGCAUUCCUUCAAUCAUCCAUAACAAGAAAUAAGAAAUAUUGGUGGAGAAUGAGUGGCAGUAAAAGAAAAAAUUUAGAUGUUGGAUUAGGGUCACCAUCGAUUUCACAUCAUUCCCUUGAAUUUGACGAUUUAUUUGAGCUUUAUUCAGAAGAAAGCAAUCGAGCUCAUAGAAGUGGGAAGACGAAAAAGCGAUCAGAUUUGCAUAAUUCACCAAAAAUUUCAUCACCGACUAAUAUUAAAGGAAACUUUUCCAAUGAAAUGUUGAAGCUUAGAAGGAAAGAUUUAGAAUUCGAUGAGUUCAUUCAACAAAAAGAAUCCAAUUCAGCUGAAAAUAAUGAUAAGGAGGGAAAAAUGUGCGAGAAAGAUGAAACUUUGAGGCCAAAGAUUACUUUGGUACUUGAAAUGAAGCUAAAAAUAUCAGAUAAACAGGUCAGCUGCAGUGUCCAUACCAGAAUUGGCGAGGAAACGGUGGUGGUAACGUGUGCAGGUGAUUACGGUGAUAUGGAGUCAAUAUUGAAGUGGACCAUUGAUCAAAAGGUAGAGGAUGGACGAGAGUUAUGGGUAAACGAUCCGAUUGCUGAUGGAUCCAGUUGGGAUGCCAAAAAAUUUUGA
Messenger RNA from Acanthocheilonema viteae, 3411 nucleotides. The record is from the annotation of a GenBank genome assembly. NCBI's taxonomy places the organism in Eukaryota, Metazoa, Nematoda, Chromadorea, Rhabditida, Onchocercidae.